Parnassius mnemosyne (clouded apollo) is the source of this 3749-nucleotide messenger RNA. NCBI's taxonomy places the organism in Eukaryota, Metazoa, Arthropoda, Insecta, Lepidoptera, Papilionidae. The record is from the annotation of a GenBank genome assembly.
AACAUGAACCUCAUCUACUUAGAAUGUGAAUGUAACGCUAGUGCCGCAGCCAGAAUAUAUCGAGAAAGGUACCCGAAUGCCGAUCGUCAUCCGGAUCACCGUGUUUUCGUCCAUGUACAUCAGGCGUAUUCGGAGGAACGACUACCUGAUAUCCAAAAACUUGGUGAAAGACCCCGAGGGGACUACAAUGACGGAAAAAGGAGGGGGCUCUUUUCUUGAAGGUCCCUAAGUCGUAUCGGUCCAGAAAAAUCGCUGAUGGUAAUCGAUUCCAUAAGGAAGUCGUGCGAGGAAGAAAACAUCUUCUAUAUUGCACAGUGGUGGACCCCCAAUCAUCCAGAUGGUGUUGAUGGUAUCGGAAGUUCUGCCGCGAUGUGCGUUCGUGAAAUUUGGCGGCUGGGAUUAAUCCGAACAAUUCCUCAGAGCACUCCCCGUGGUAGAUGCGAAAGAAAAUGCAAAGGGAUGCAACAUCUCUUCGUAGUGGCAAUGAAUCGAGCCGAUCGGAAAGAACUCGGUCCUCGACGAUUCGAGCCGCUCUGCGCUGGAUGCGGUCAAGUGGAAGGAGCUGGCACUGGGGAGCCCCUGCCCAGAGAUGGGAACAGUAUUCCAUGUGAGGCCAAAUCUGCGCCUUGUAAAGCUGCAGGCGGUGUGCCGGCUUGAAAUACUGUCCCGCUCUGCUGAGCACGCCAAUCUUCUUAGAGGCCAAUUUGGCCUUCUCUUCCAAGUGACCACGAAACUGCACGUCACUCGAUAUGUCGACUUCGAGGAUUCCGAUACUGGCUGAGGCAAGAAGGGGAGUGCCUUGAAACUGAGGAGAUACGACAAAGGGGUUCUUUUUAGCGGUAAACGCGCAAACUUGUGUCUUCUGAGGAUUAAACUGGACUAGAUUUAGUCGCCCCCAAUCCGAGACUUUGUUCAGCAAAGACUCCGCUUCAGACACAAGUUUGUUCCGGUACUCGGCGACGAUUUCCCGAGAAAUAUUGGCACGGUCGGUGUAUAGAGCAUCACUAGUGCUGUCAUCCGCAUAGCAAUGAAUGUUACCAGUUAGCAACAUAUCAUUGAUAUGCAGAAGAAACAGCGUUGGUGAUAGCACACAGCCUUGUAGAACACCAGCGUUAAUAGGCUUGUACCGCAUGAGCUGGCAGUUAAUAAUGGAUUUCAUUAUUUUGGAGAACAAGGUGAUGGCGACAGGCCUAUAGUUGGAUGGGUCUGAGCGGUCGCCUUUUUUAGGGAUCGGGUGGACAAAAGCUGUCUUCCAUGAAUUCGGGACUACGCCUUGGGAGUAGGAGCACCGGAAAAGACGCGUUAGGACUGGUGCCAACUCCGGAGCACACGUCCUCAGCACAAUUGGGGGGAUUCCGUCAGGCCUACUCGACUUCUGGAUGUCCAGGGAGAGGAGUGCUUUGCGAACCGAACGCUGUGAGAACAGCACAUCCGGCAUGGAGCUCUCACACUGCGGGAUGGUCGGCGGUGUUUUCCCUCCGUCAACAAGAGUCGAGUUGGACGCAAAAAGGGAGCCUAAAAGGUCGGCUUUGUCUUUUGCGGCUUGGGCCAGUGAGUCGUCUUCCCUGUGCAGAGAUGGUAGUGAUGGCUUACAGAAAUUCCCUUGGACAGCCUUGGCGAGAGACCAGAAUGCACGGGUUCCCGAAGGAAGGCGAACUAGUUUCUCGCCAAUUCUGCCUAUGUGCUCUGACUUUGCCUUGGCAAUAACUCUUUUGAAAGACCUGGAGGCGAAGUUAUAUUUCUUUUUAAGUGAGCUGGUGUUUCCAUCCCGAGUCGCCGAAGCCGCAGCCCAGGCUUGAUAACACUCCUGCUUACUGCGUAAUGCAGUCUUACAGGAGCGAUCAAACCAAGGCUGAGAUCUGCCUCAGAUGGGUACUAAAUAGUUCCAUUCCCUGUAGUACCACAUCAGUGACAGAGUCAUCAACAGCGCUGGGAUCAUCCGGCGAGAAGCAAAUCCGCCCCCAUGGGUAGGAUGCAAAGAAAUACCUGCAUUCCGUCCCAAUUCGCCGACCUGUAAUGCCAAACACGGCGGCAACCUGCAGAACGCAACCGCGAGGGGAGCGUGAGUGGCACCACACUGCGGAUCACACAAUGGUCCGAAGAGCCGAGAGGGGCAUCGACGGAAACCUGAUAUCCCUCCGAAUGAGAGGUCAGCAGAAGGUCCAACAGGGAAGGUGUAUGAUCCUCCACAUCUGGAAUCCGCGUAGGCGAAGUAACCAGUUGUGUCAGACCAUAUGCCAAGGCAGAGUCCUAAACAGAUCUCCCCGCAUGAUCGGUUAAACGUGAACCGAACCAUUCGGCGUGGUGGGCGUUAAAGUCGCCAAGGAUCACGAUCUCUGCGGAUGGGAGCUGUUGUAGCAAGGAAUCUGUAGCCAUUUGGACGUGGUCGAUGAGUCGGUCUGUUUCGGCAUUUCCGCUAUGGGACCUAUAGAGGCACCCGUAGACGCGCGGAUGGUCGUCGCUGUUUACGCGUAGCCAAAGGAUGGACAAGUCCGAACUUUCAAGACUGCCGAGGCGUCGAGAACAGAUGUCCAUACACGCAAACUCCAGCCCGAGGCACAAAGGAGUGCUCCAAUUUAUACCCCGGGCAGGAGAGAUACGAAGUAUCAGCCGGAGGGACACCUGCGUCUCGGUCAGAAAGACCAAGGCCGGCUUCGCCGUCUCGAGAUGGUAGUGGACGGCGUUUAGGUUUGAGUGAAGUCCCCUGAUGUUGCAGAAAUUCACGGAUAGCGUGGCAGGGGUCGCCUUGGUCUUGUUGCUCAGUUUGCCUAGAGCAGUUAUUGUGUUGAGCGGAAUUUUGCCCCCCCCCCCCCCCCCCAGAAUACGCGGGGCAGGCUGAGCACCCACGCUCAGGAGUGGAAUAGCAUGGUCGUGGAUGCUCAGCGAGGGAUUCUCCAGGGGUGCUGGUACCCUCCUGAGGUAGUCUUUCAUGUAAUUCCGCUACCAUGUUGAUGGGGGGGGGGGGGGCUCCGGCCACCUGCACUCACCAGACGAAACGCAGAAGCAGAGCUUCCACUUCACGCCGGUAUUCUGUGAGGUCGUGGUACCAACCCGGCUCGAGCCGGCUCAUAAGUGCAACAGCAAAAACUGCCGCGUGGCUUUACCACCGUUAUUAUACUAUGAAGUUGUUGUUAAAUUUGUGUGAUAACAGACAUAUUAUACAUUAUAUAUGUGAUAUAUUUUAUUAUGAUGGCAUUAUUUAAUAAUAUAUAUCAUGUAUAAAUUUCAGGCUCAUGUUUGUAUUGAACAAACUGUUAUAGACCUACUGAAUGAAGACAUAAGUGUUCAUGUAUUGGCUGAUGGUGUUUCUUCUAGGUCAUUGAUGGACAGAGGGUUAGCUCUGCAGCGUUUUCAAUCCAUCGGAUGUUUUGUGGGUACAUCAGAAAAUGUUUUAUUCAAAUUACUGAAAGAUAAAAAUAAUCCAGCUUUCAAGGAGGUAUCAAAAUUAAACUUAAAACCAACACCAGAUGAGUUUGGUAUGAGUUCGUAGAUUUCUUAUUAUUUUUUGUCUCAAAUAACAAUCCGGGGAAUUCAGAACUUCAGGAUUUUUUUUACAAAGACUUUGUAAAGAAUAUUUUUGGGUUAUUGGUAAUAAAAUAAUUUAUAUCCAAACAGUUAUAAAUCAAUAUUGGUUUUUUAUAUUAAUAUUGUUGAUUCAAUAUUGUGAUAUAAUGAUGGUAGUGCUAUCAAAUAAAAUUGCAUUUUAUUUAUUGUAUUACGUGUAAAUAUAUUAUAGAACUUUUAAAUGU